AUGGGCUAUCCCGGAAGAUAUUUACCAUGGAUUGCUUUGUUCGCUUUUGUCCGUCAAGGAAUGAGCAGAGGUGAUUGCAGAAACAAUACUGUUGAAAUUCAAAGAUCCUAUGAAUUUGAUUCACUUGCUGGUUUUCUAAAUGAUGCAAUCGACUACAGCAAAGAUCCUUGCGAAGAUUUUUAUCAAUUUGCCUGUGGAAAAUGGAUAAAAGAAGGGAAAGAAUCAGUUGAAGAACUGACUGAUGCACAAUUUCGUUACAGUUUGAGCAGAUUCGAAGUAAUAUUAAAUACUUUCUUCCUUUCCGAAGAAGUAUCUAGCUCAAAGUCAGUGAAUGCAAUGAAAGAGGUGUACAAGAACUGCAUGUCAAGUGAUGAUGAUUGGAAGUCGGAUGGAGGACCUAUCAAGUUUGUCUUAGCAAGAAUUGAAAAAUAUGGUUAUUUUCCGCUAAUAGAUGGUGACGAAAGAGAAACAGAUAUUGAUCGAACACACCUGCUUGCGUAUUUCAACAAAAACAAGACUGUGGUCAAGUCGGUUGUACCCUUAAUUGAAAUGAAUUAUAUGGCUAAUAUCUCCGAAGUUGGGAUUUUGUUCGACCCAGUAAACGAUUUCCCUUACUCCGAACCUGACAAGAUAAUUUAUGGGAAAGGAAACCGUACGUACUCAAGCCUUGAGGAGCUUUUAUUCGAUGUGUCGUGGAAGAUCUGCAGCAAAGUACGCGUCAAGUGCAACGAAAGUUUGAUCCGUCAAGGUGUAAAAGAAACGAUAGCUUUGGUUGCAAAGAUCAACGGACGGACCAGGAAUUUUGCUGAUGACAGAAAAAAAUGGUACCGCUUAAGCGAGCUAGAUGACAAACUCUCGUCGGUUAAUUGGACUAAGUACUUCAUUAUGACGGCGCCGCCUGAUACGCACAGCUACUUUCUUGCAGAUCCUUUGGUUCAUGUUCCAAACAUAAAAUACGUGGAAGAGUUGGACGGAAUUCUGCAGAACACACCCAAAAGGAUACUAGCAAACUUUGUGAUUCUCCAAUACAUCCUUUCAUGGGCAAAAUAUUUAGAUGACGAUUAUAGGAAACCAGUAAAGGAAUAUCUGGAAGAUGUGGGAGUAGGCAACCUUCCCUUGAAAACUACUUCUUGUUUCACUGUAACGACUAAAAUGUUUGAUGCUGCAUUCACGUCUGUAUAUGCACGAAAAUUUAAUGGCAGUGCUAAUGAGAAGCUAGUGGAAAGACUUACUCGUGAAAUAUUUGCCUCUUUUAAAGAAAGAAUAAAAGAAAACAAAUGGAUGACAAGCGAGCAGAAAGAGUUUGCAAUUUUGAAGGCAGAACGAAUGAAAAUUUACGCCGCCUAUGAGGAUGUCCAUCUUAAUGACAGUGAACUAGAUAAUCGUCACAAAGAUCUCAUUGAAAUGCAACAUCAAAGGUUUCUAGAGGUGCUGGACCAAUAUAACCACUUGCAGAGUAUAUCACUCUUCAGAAGAUUGCUGUACUUUAACGCUGCGGACGUAUACGUCCCUAACCUCGUAGAAUCGUCUUCUGGUCCCUACUAUGUUUCAAGAUAUAACAUGAUGGUUAUACCUGUAUCCUCCCUUCACAUGCCGUUUUUUCACAGCGCUUAUCCAAUUUCAUACAGUUAUGGGUCAAUCGGUUCCAUAAUCGCACACGAGCUAAUGCAUGGUUUUGACAAUAACGGAAUAAAGCAUGAUGAAAAUGGAAAUCCAAGAACUUUUAACAAGAACGAUUGGCUGGAAUUUACUAAGGGAGCAACAUGUUUGGAAGAACUGUACAGCAACUCUUCGAUCCCUGGUACCGAUUUCAAAGUAAACGGCUUCCGCACACUUAGUGAAAACAUUGCCGAUGUAGAAGGACUUAAGCAAUCAUUUAUGGCGUAUAAAAACUAUCAGAAAGAAAAGGGAUAUAGAAAGGAAGGUCGGCUAUACAGAAUGGAAGAUAUAGCUGCAGACCAGCUGUUCUUUCUGGGACACGCCUUUACAUUCUGCGAGAAAUUCAAAAAGAACAUGGGAGUCUCUAUCCUUAUGGAUAUCCACGCACCAUCAGUUCUAAGAGUCAACAAUGUUGUGUCCAAUAUAGAGGAAUUUGCUGACACCUUCCGUUGUUCACCGGGUUCACCAAUGAAUCCUGAGAAUCGUUGUUCGAUCUACUGA
This is a messenger RNA of Necator americanus (New World hookworm), 2160 nucleotides long. RefSeq lists its product as uncharacterized. The transcript has 20 exons. Gene Ontology annotation, molecular function: metalloendopeptidase activity. Bases 1 to 2160 code for a protein of 719 amino acids. Lineage: Eukaryota; Metazoa; Nematoda; Chromadorea; Rhabditida; Ancylostomatidae. Gene Ontology annotation, cellular component: plasma membrane. The record is from RefSeq and is a predicted model, not a curated record. Gene Ontology annotation, biological process: protein processing.